UUUACAUACGUGUAUUAGAAUAAUUCAAUAUUGUUAAUUAUUUAUUUAUGGAAUCAAUAUUUUAAAAGUUUAUUGUAUGAAAGUAACAUAUAUUUUAUGAAUUAAAAAAAAUACAAUGGCAACUGUUUUGACAUCGUUUCAUCCUAAUAAGAAGCACAGUGAUCGUGAAAGAUGGAUCUGCAUUUAUCCUUCUUACAUAAAUAGUAAAAAGACCUUAGCAGAAGGCAGAAAAAUUGCUAAAGAACAUUGUGUAGAAAAUCCUACGCAUCAAGAAAUUAGAGAUGUUCUUGCGGCAUCAAAUUUGAGAGUGGGCGUAGAAAAUAAAUUGUAUUCCAGAGAAAGAAGCAAGGAGCUGCUGUAUAGAGGAAGAAUCAGAGUCCAAUUACGCAAUGAUGAUGGAACACCAUUUAAUCCAGAAUUUCCAACUAGAGAAAGUAUAAUGGUACAUUUAGGCAAAAUGAUUCCACAAUUGAAAUCGCGCCAGGGAAGAAGUUCUACUGAACAAACUCAACCCGUCCAGCAAACAACUAGCAAUAAAGGGAAAGGAAAAGGCAAAGGAAGACGCUAAAUAUUUAUCAACUAAAUAUUG
Molecule: messenger RNA, 589 nt
Organism: Ctenocephalides felis (cat flea)
Lineage: Eukaryota; Metazoa; Arthropoda; Insecta; Siphonaptera; Pulicidae
Gene: Srp19
Product: signal recognition particle 19 kDa protein
Exons: 3
Coding region: 116-568 (150 amino acids)
Biological process (GO): SRP-dependent cotranslational protein targeting to membrane; SRP-dependent cotranslational protein targeting to membrane, signal sequence recognition
Cellular component (GO): signal recognition particle, endoplasmic reticulum targeting
Molecular function (GO): 7S RNA binding
Source: RefSeq, a predicted model, not a curated record